This is a messenger RNA of Macadamia integrifolia, 2470 nucleotides long. Its product is annotated as transcription factor MYB101-like. The record is from RefSeq and is a predicted model, not a curated record. NCBI's taxonomy places the organism in Eukaryota, Viridiplantae, Streptophyta, Magnoliopsida, Proteales, Proteaceae. Bases 734 to 2245 code for a protein of 503 amino acids. The transcript has 3 exons.
GAGGUGAAAAACGCGUAGAAAGGUUUGACCACGUAGCCUGUAUCGGAGUGGUACUCGGAGUCGGAGCGAAAUGGAAGCUCCCUCCUCAAAAUUGUUGACCAUGGUGAAGAACUUCCCAAGAAGGUCUCUCUGUGGGUCCCUUACCUUCUUGCCCUUCCCCUUCUCUUUUCUCUUCCCUUCCCCUCCUCACUAGUGCUACCACCCUUAACCCCUCAAGUAAUGGAGAAUUCGACAAUGGACCCCUCCCUCAUACCUUACAGCCCUCCACUCUCUUUCUAGUUUCUACCUUCUCUCUCUUUAAACUUUAAUCCCAAUUCCAUUUCAUGUUCUAAGCUUCUUCCUCCUUUUUUUUCCCCCUCCUGUGUGUGAUUCCUCUAAAAAUAUCAGAAAAUUCUCAAUUUCUUUUCCUCUUUCCUCUUUCCUCUCAAGCGUAGAUGUAAAAAACAAAGAAAUACAUACCAUCAUUGUAUGUGAUACAUUAGAAUUUCACCUCCCUUCUCUCUCUUCCCUGAAUAAAGAGAGAGGAGAGAGAGAUCUUCCUGAAAUCUCAAAAGUUGCAGAAUUCAUAGAAAAAGAGAGAAAUCCCAAAUCUCUCUCUCGGAAGGGUAAAAACCCAAAAAAGAAGAGGGAGAAAAGCAAGUUCGAUACAAAGAACAAAGGAAGCGACAAGUUGGUUGGUUGGUUGGUCGGUUGGUUUGGAUAGGGGCAGAGAGGCUCUAGUAGACAACGUCGGAUGAUGCCGAACAGUGGCUCUCCAGCCACCAGCAACAACAACGAUGCGUCGAGUGGCGGCGUCAGCGGUGGCGGUGGCGGUGGCGGCGGUGGUGGGGCCUCCAUUGGGUCGUUGAAGAAAGGACCUUGGACGGCAGCAGAAGAUGCGAUUCUGAUGGAGUACGUGAAGAAACAUGGAGAGGGUAACUGGAAUGCUGUUCAGAAGAACUCCGGCCUAUCGCGCUGCGGUAAGAGCUGUCGUCUCCGUUGGGCUAAUCAUCUCAGGCCUAAUCUCAAGAAGGGUUCCUUCUCUCCAGAAGAAGAGCGUCUCAUUCUCGAGCUUCACGCCAAGCUCGGCAACAAAUGGGCUCGCAUGGCUGCUCAGUUACCUGGCCGGACCGAUAAUGAGAUCAAGAACUACUGGAACACCAGAGUCAAGAGACGCCAACGCGCAGGUUUACCUCUCUACCCACAAGAUAUACAGAAGCAAGCAGCUGCAUUUCACCUCAACCAGAUCAACCAGCCCCGUUCUUCUCAAUCUGUGCCUCCUCCAGCACCCACUCAACAUCCCUCGACGCAGCAACAACCCCCUAAGCCCAAUUUCGGUUCUUCUCUAUCCCUGCUCGAUCCUGUAAAUUAUCCUAUGACGACCCCUCUCCUAAGCCACCACCCAGCUCCUUUUCUCCCCUCUCCAUUUCACAGAUUCAAGAGGUUUCGGGACAAUAACAGUAUAGGAUUCUCUAUCCCUUUCUCUGCAACUCAUCCUCCUCAACAGAAUCAUCAAUCACCACCUCUGUUUAGUCAUGGUCUUAACAGCCAGUUGUUGCCAGCGUCAUCGUAUCAGCUUAAUUCCAACAAUUUCGACUUCAAUCCUCCACCACCAAUCCUGGGAACCACCCCAUUUGAAACCGACAGUGGUUCCCCUUUCUCCAUGAAAUUGGAGCUCCCUUCAAGCCAACUGCCCCAGCCAGCAGACACAGCAAAUGCUGCCUUGGGCUCCCUCAAUGAUUAUAAGAUCCCCUCGCCGCUUGGCCGGAGCAACAGUGGAUUAUUGGAUGCUCUGUUGCAGGAAUCGCAAGCUAUAGUGGGAAGCGAGGAUUCGAGGAGAGAUGAUUUGUUAGAAGAGAAAUGUGGAUUAGAUGGAUUGGUCAGUGUCAGCGAGGCCCCGCCUUCUGGGUCAAUUUUCUGUGAGAGCGCUCCUACCCCUCCAUUAGCAUCUGCCAGUCAAUGGGAUGAUUCCAGCUCUGCCCAUUCCUCCCCUGGGCUGCAGAUAAAGAAAGAAAGAACAGAUAAAACAGAUGAGAUCAAUUCAGUGGACGAUGACUUGAGCAGUUUUCUUGAUAUCAUCCCUUCUACAAUGCGUGUCCCUGAGUGGUAUAGCGAUAGUGGUGGUGAGAUGUCAAAUGGGCAAUCAUCAGGUGUUACAGACGAUGAAAUUGGGCUUGAAAUGCAGCAAAUAGCUUCAUCUCUCUCUGUUCCCAACGCAAAUGAUCCUGACUGGAACAAUUGGAACAACAUUACCGGGAUUUGCUAAAGUCUUUUGUCGAUUCAAGAUAAAACAGGAUUAUAGCUUAUGGAUUAUACAUUACAGAUUGCAAAGUGAUGGUUUGAGGUUUAUCUUUUGUUUUGCCAUUUUUCCUUUUUCAAGUUUUAAUGGAGUGGGAUUGUCAUAUACAUAUGAAUUCUAUACAUUACUACAAAAACUUCACUGUGACAUUUGUUGUUAAUCAAAAUACUAGUUUAUGGCUAUAGUGAAAAA